Aspergillus lentulus is the source of this 525-nucleotide messenger RNA. Its product is annotated as 3-hydroxyanthranilate 3,4-dioxygenase. NCBI's taxonomy places the organism in Eukaryota, Fungi, Ascomycota, Eurotiomycetes, Eurotiales, Aspergillaceae. Gene Ontology annotation, molecular function: 3-hydroxyanthranilate 3,4-dioxygenase activity; iron ion binding. Gene Ontology annotation, cellular component: cytoplasm. The record is from RefSeq and is a predicted model, not a curated record. Gene Ontology annotation, biological process: quinolinate metabolic process; 'de novo' NAD+ biosynthetic process from L-tryptophan.
AUGACGACACUCAAUCCCUUGUCCUGGGCCACCUGGCUGGCCGAAAAUGAAGACAAAUUACGACCUCCGGUCAACAACUGCUGUCUCUAUCAGGGGAAUGACUUUAUCCUGAUGGCAGUGGGAGGGCCUAACGAACGCAAUGACUAUCAUGUUAAUGAAACCGAAGAAUGGUUCUACCAAGUCAAAGGCGACAUGCUUCUCCGGAUCGUAGAGAACAAUACAUUUCGCGACAUCCCUAUCAAAGAGGGCGAGAUGUUCCUUCUUCCAGGAAACACACCCCACAACCCCGUCCGAUACAAAGAUACCAUCGGUCUAGUGAUGGAACGACAACGACCGGCGGAAUCUCGCGAUCGACUGCGAUGGUACUGUACCAAGGGAAAUCAUCCCUCGCCUACAAUCAUCCGCGAGGAGGUCUUUCACUGCUCAGACCUCGGGACACAACUGGAGCCAAUCAUCGAGAGGUGGCAGCAAGACGAGGAGAGUCGACGAUGCGGGGAAUGCGGUUGUAUUGCAGAUCUAAAGUGA